AUGGAGGCCUGUCUCCCGCAGCUGCCUCAGAGAUUGCUCCUGCUGGGGGCGGCCGCCCUGACCGUGUCUGCUGUGGAGACAGCCGACCUGGUGGAGCUCUGCGGCCAGACGUGGCAGGGGCCCGGGCUGCUGCUGCGCUCGCACCCCGCGUCGCGCAGGUUCUACUUCGUGGCCCCGGACACCGACUGCGGGCUCUGGGUGCGGGCGGCGGCCCCCGGCGACAGGAUCCGCUUCCAGUUCCGCUUCUUCCUGGUCUACAGCCUGACCCCGGCGUCCCCGGCGCCCCCGGCGCCCCCCGUGCCCAACGCCUCCUCCCCGGCGCCCGCCGACCGCUGCGCCCCCGGCUCCUACCUGCAGUUCUACGAGGGCCCGCCGGGGGCGCCCCGGCCCCUGGGGGCCCCGCUCUGCGGCCUGACCAUCCCCGCCCCGGUGGCGUCCUCGGGGGACUCCCUGGGCCUGCGCCUGGUCACCAGAGGCCGCCAGCCCCGCGUGGACUUCGUGGGCGAAGUCACCUCUUUCCGGCUGGGAUCCUGCGGUGCCUACUUCCGCUGUGGGAACAGGAGGUGCAUCCCCCAGAGCCUGGUGUGCGAUCCCUGGGGCAUGGACAACUGUGGCGACGGAAGUGAUCAGGCUUCCUGGCCACCAGCCGAGUGCAGAGGCCCCUCUCUGGUGCCCAGCCAGGCCGUGCGUACAGAAGCCUCCGAGCCCCCGACGCUCUCCGCAGCUCUUGGGUCUGCAGGCCCCCUCUGGACCGCAGCUGAGAGGAGCCCCCCGGCGGGCCGGGACCCCGCACAACAGGAUGCAGCUCCGGGAGGUCCCCGGUUGCGGGGCGUGGCACUGGCCUCCUCGCUGCUCCUGGCCUCCGCCGGCCUCUUCAUGGGCCUCGCCUGGUGCUGUUGCUCUCCGAGCCGACCAGGCUGGCGGGCUAGUGCCCACGGCCCCUGUCCCAGUUGCACCAUCUGUUACACGUGUCCUGGCCAGGUGGGCCCUGGGGGGGCUGCGGCCGAGCGGGCCAGCCUUCCAGGGCCAGGCAGGCCACCCCUAGAGAGGCUGCGGGCGUCGGAGGAAGGCGAGUGGGCUCUGGGGUCAGAUGGACCCUGGGUUCUGCCCUGA
Ceratotherium simum simum (southern white rhinoceros) is the source of this 1113-nucleotide messenger RNA. NCBI's taxonomy places the organism in Eukaryota, Metazoa, Chordata, Mammalia, Perissodactyla, Rhinocerotidae. The record is from RefSeq and is a predicted model, not a curated record.